This is a messenger RNA of Motacilla alba alba, 2194 nucleotides long. It is a transcript of the gene TADA1, whose product is annotated as transcriptional adaptor 1. Gene Ontology annotation, cellular component: SAGA complex. Bases 56 to 1285 code for a protein of 409 amino acids. Gene Ontology annotation, molecular function: transcription coactivator activity. The transcript is spliced from 10 exons. Gene Ontology annotation, biological process: regulation of transcription by RNA polymerase II. NCBI's taxonomy places the organism in Eukaryota, Metazoa, Chordata, Aves, Passeriformes, Motacillidae. The record is from RefSeq and is a predicted model, not a curated record.
CCCUGCGCGGGCACGUGAGCGCGGGCACGUGACGGCCGGGGCGGCGGCGGCCGCGAUGGCGACCUACGUGAGCGAGCUGGAGGCGGCCAAGAAGAGCCUGAGCGAGGCGCUGGGCGAGAACGUGAAGCAGUACUGGGCCAACCUGAAGCUGUGGUUCAAGCAGAAGAUCAGCAAGGAGGAGUUUGACCUGGAAGCGCGCAGGCUUCUCACGCAAGAUAAUGCAAAACCAAAAGCACUGCAGUGGGAUGCCUGCGUGGCAAGAGGGAACAGCUGCUCCUCUGACUGGCUGAAUACACCAGACUUGUCAAGCAGCUGUUAUACACUGUUCCAUUCUCAUAAUGAUUUCCUCCUGGCUAUUCUCACCCGAUGCCAGAUCUUGGUUUCUGCCCCAGAAGGUGCUGGAUCUCUGCCAUGGCCAGGUGGCUCUGCAACUAAACCUGGAAAACCCAAAGGGAAGAAAAAGAUUUCUUCGGUUCGCCAAAAGUUCGAUCACCGGUUCCAGCCUCAGAACCCACUGUCAGGAGCCCAGCAGUUUGUGGCAAAGGAUCCUCAGGAGGAUGAUGAUUUGAAGCUGUGCUCUCACACCAUGAUGCUCCCAACACGUGGCCAGCUGGAAGGAAGGAUGAUUGUCACUGCCUAUGAGCACGGGCUGGACAAUGUCACCGAGGAGGCGGUGACAGCCGUUGUUUAUGCUGUGGAGAACCACCUUAAGGACAUUCUGACCUCUGUGAUAUCCAGGAGGAAAGCCUAUCGUCUGAGGGAUGGCCAUUUCAAGUAUGCCUUUGGAAGCAAUGUCAACCCUCAGCCAUAUCUGAAGAACAGUGUUGUUGCUUAUAACAACUUAAUUGAGGGCCCCCCGAGCAGCGCGACGCCCUCGGCGGGUCAGAGCCUGGCCCCCCCACCUGCUCCUGAUGAUGCUGAGCAGCAGGCAGCCCUGCUCCUGGCCUGCUCUGGGGACACCCUGCCAGCAUCCCUGCCUCCAGUCAACAUGUACGACCUCUUUGAGGCACUGCAGCUGUGCAAGAUGGGUGAGCUCUUCCUCUGCAGCAAGGCUGCAGUGAUUAUAUCAGAACUGAGCUGGAUGGAUUUUGACAGUGCCGCAGCAAAACACCUUACCUGGCAUGUCCCUUCUUACUCAUGUUCCACCUGGGUACUUAGAGGAACACUUGGUCCUGGCAUGCAAGGCACUGCACUGGGUUGGCUGCUAUCACCCCAGCCCUGGGGAGGCACUGGAGGUGCACAAAGAAGUGAUCCCUGCACACACAGUCUAUGCUCUAAACAUUGAGAGGAUUGUCAUGAAGCUCUGGCACCCGAACCACGAGGAGCUGCAGCAGGACAAGAUCCAUCGGCAGCGCCUGGCCGUGAAGGAGGGCCUCCUGCUCUGCUAGAGCUGGGCAGCCCUGCCAGCCCUCAGGUGGCUCCAGCCUGCUCCUGGGACUUGUCAUUCGGGUGCUUCUUACAAACCUGUGUCAGCAUCUCCAGGAUGAUGUGAUUUACGAGUCAGCUUUUCCUAUGGAAAUGGGACUGAGUUGUGGGACGCUUCUCUGCUUCCCAGAGUCGUGUGCCGUGGAGUACUUGCAGCAAUGCCACUGAAUUGGGAAAGAGAAACGAGACACGUUUGCAAGGACUCUUUUUAGGAAAAAUAAAUGUGAGAGUGGAAAGAGUUGGUUUUAAACAAGGUGUGCUCUUGUCUUCUUUUGUGAGCAUGGAGAAUCUGUCUCCUUGCCCUCACCUCUCAGGUAGUUUCCCUCCUGGAGCUCAGACUCCAGAGGCCUUGUCCAGCUUCUGCUGCAGUUGGUGGGAUCCUUUUCAUUAACUGGUUAUGGGGUGGGCUCUUGUGCAGAUGAGCAAUUCUGUUAGCUGACGUUGUUCCUCUUCUACCGGGGGAACUUCUGAUUAGAAACUGUGACGAAACAAGGCAAAAAGGGAAUUGUCUUGGUGUUGAAGAUUCCUUGGAUUUGCAGCAUGAACAAAUCUCUCCUAUCACUUCCUUGUGAAAAUAUGCAGCCUUGUAUUACUUCAUUAUGAAAUUAUGCAGCCACACCUCUCCACAUGGGAGAUGUGCAGAUCACUGUGGAAAAGGAGAAAUUCCACCUUGUGAGUUUCAGGUGCUCUGCUGUAUUCCUGAGUCAGCUCUGGGAACUAGCUUGUUAUAACAAGAGAAUUCCAUUAAAGUGUCUUAAUUAGUACAUGA